GCCCUUUCCUGGUCAAUGCCCACAUAAAUCCCCCGAAACAUCAUUGCCAUCCGUCGCAGAAUUAACCACACACACACACACAAACAAAACAUUUCUUCGUUUCCUCAGAUAUCAACUUCCCCAGGCCUGUUGCCCAAAUUGCUUGCAGCCUCUCCACCCUUGUUCUACUGUCCAGUGAUUGUGGUUUCCUUCAUCAGUAUAGUCGUCACGGAGCAUUCAAGUAUCGUCUGGUAAUCAGCUUCAAGUUUGCAUCUUCCAUCUUACUAGGAGCACCACUGGUCGCCUUGCGUAGUGUGUUCAUAGUCUGAGUGUGCUCCGGUGUCGGUAAACGUGGGGCAGAUUCCAGUCGCCAAGCGAUAAAUACGGGCGCGAGACUACCUGGCGAGACACCGCCAAGUCCCGAGCGCUAUUUGCCCGGUAACCCGAUGAUCCGUGUGCUUGUCUCUGUUACAUCUCGCGGAUUACAUGGCGAGUAGGGUUACAGUGGCAUCUUUUGUUGCCAAGAGCGACCUGCACUGCUCUCGUACGGAGAAAGGAAAUCUGUACGAGAAGUCUUGGAGUCGAGUACAGGAAGAAAUGAAAUCUUUUGAGCACCAGCUUGGCGUCAAACAUCAACCGCAUCUUGUCUACAGCAGACGACGGUUGCCAUAGUAACGCUUCAAAAAAGAUCACUCCCUGUGAUAUGGAAUGACUUCCCUUUCGUUUUGUGAUUAAUAAAGUAACAGGAUCAUGGGGGCGUAUAUGAUACAGUUUCGGGAGACGGUGGAAACAAUUCCAAGUUUCCCCUCAACUUCAUAUCAAAACAUUAACAAGAAGGACGCACAAUUUACAGCCAGAAGCAGUAACGCAAAAUGCAGUUAAUGAAAAGCGGUUAAAUGUACUUUGAUAAAACGAAAUGAAUUGUACUUUAAUAAAACGAAAUGAAUUCAACAAACUGAAAGAAGACUUUCUGAAAAGUAAUUUCUGCAAUUAUAGAAGAAAGCAAUUAGACCAAAGUCUUUUAUCACUAAACUUUGAUAACGUAAUUUGAGGGGUACAGUACUGGAGAAGAACAAGUGCACUCCAUGACAGGCGCCUUUACACCAUUCCUUCAGUAGCUGGCAGCUUUUGUGAUCAUCAGAGCAUGGAGCAAGUAGGCAGUUGCAUUGAAUGAACGACUGAUAACGGAGUCUAACCAUUCACUUCACUGCACAAUGCACCUGUCCAACGUCCAAACCGGGCUCACGAUCUACAUGCGCAUAAUAGAUUGCUACCAGUACCAGUCGCACACACAUAAAACGUACGGGAACAGCUGGAGUCGCACGAUUUCGUGAAGAACCAUGAUCUGACACACACUGGAAUUACACCCUAGAAAAGACCCUUCAAAAUGUCGCAGAAAAGCGUCAAACCGGAGAGAAAAUCGCCCAAGAAUGUGGUCCUCUCGCCCGGCUGCCUUGCACUGGCGUUGAGCCCACUGCAGAUCAAGAAGGACACGGACUCGGAAAGUUUGAAGUCGCACCACCACCACCACCGCAAAGUAGGCAAGGAGUUGUUCAGGGAUUUCCAGCGGGAGAACAAGCACAGCUUCUGGAACAAGCCGCUGGCCGAGAGCGUUAAAGAGGUGGCAUUUCUGGGCUUCCUUGAGCCUUGGGUGCUCCUGAUUAGAGGCAGCGAGAAGGAGUUAGAUUGCCUGAGAGAAGCCUACGCAAGGAGGGUGCUGAAACCCCCCAAGAAUUUCACCAUCGCAAAUUUGGGUGAUGUCGGCAGUGUUGAGAUGGCUCCCAUUCAGCAGCAUCAGUUCAUCCCACUCACUGAGGUCCUCUGCCUCAUCAUCUCCGAGAUGAACAAGCGCAAACUCACAGCAACCCCGGACUCCAUCCGCGACAAGCUGGCUGAGUGCUAUUCUAAGAUGCCUGUGCCCAACCCGGAGAUCAUCCUCAAGUCCCUCAACCACCUGAUGAUGGAGAGGAAGAUAGAGCAGAACGGCAAUAGCAGAGGCUACACAAUUGUCGGCCUGGACAAGCUGCCCCCAGAAAGCCCCUCUGGAGACGAGCUGGAGGUUGUCAUGGCUAAGCCCAAGGCCAAACCGGCUCCCUCGUCACAGGAGGAUCGGGUGUAUCUGGUGUACAAGGACGGUGCCCUGACCAGACACACCUUGCCAGCAUCCUCCAAUAUGGUGGAUAAGAGCACUCAGACUGUCCGUACCCGGAGUGAUUCCUCCUCUCCGAGACCAGUGUCCUACCCAGCCAAUACCAACAUGAGUACCAUUUACGAGAAGAGCCACACUAUUGGGACGAGCAGCCCAUCCAAGCAGCGGAAUGUGGAGGCCGAAGCCAGUCCCUUACAGCGGAGUCAUUCCAUGAGGGAGCGGCGAAGUCCUGCCAAGCGGAACAACUUUGAUCGUACAAGCUCCAUGCGAGCCAGGACCGGAGAGAUUGACACGGGAUAUUUCACCUCAGAUUCGGAAGCCAAACAGUCAUGCUUUGGCCGUCUCCUGGGCAAAUCAGCCAAGAAGAAAGCCAUUAUGCAGAGCAGCAUCACUCACCAGACAUUCUCGGCUCAGUUUCCACCGUCAGACAUUCACGAUCCAUUCUUCAACUAUGCUCACUGGCUUGGGAAGUCACCUCAGAAGGUGGCCCUGAAUUCAGUGGCUUCCUCCAGCCCCAAAAACAGCAGCAGCAAGGAUAAGACCAAGUCGGGGAGUGGAGCAUCCCCAUCUAACGGGACAGGGACAUCGGCAAAGAAGGAAGGAUCCAGGAAGGGGCACUCUUCACACAAGGAUGUCAACCAUUACCAUGUGGAGCAUGGUCGGUUGACACAAACUGCCAAAAUGCUGCAGCAGAAGUACCAGGACAAAGCCCAGGAAUCUAUGCCUGAGUCGGAGCAGGAGUUCCUGAAACCAACCCAACUGUACGACGACAAAUUUCGCACCAAAGUCGUUUCUCAGCAGAUUCAGUCGGUGAAGACCACCAAGAAGAAUGACAAGGUGAAGAAUUACUUCACGUCUAUUCAGAGCAACAAGCCCCAGCAGAUGACGCCCUUUGAGGGGAUCAGCACCGAUGACCAGAACGACUCGGAGAUGGAACUGCAGCGACGGAAUGAACUGGCGGCCGAGAAGCGACGUCAGAAACUGGAACAACUGAAGGAGCGCAGACAGGCACGGAUCUUCACCGCCCACAGAUCCAUGAAGGAAUCUGAGAUGACUGACCCUAUGGAUUAUCCAUCUGCAGGAAUGGAACAGCCUGCCAGCUCUCUGGGUCAUCCCACUAGCCCUGGAGGGAGUAACGCCAAUGAUAUGGAAACUCCAGAACCAAUAAGACGGCAAGUGAUGGUGAUGAAAAGAACAGAAAAUGUUGAGGUAAAGCGUGCUGAACUCAGUCCAACCUCGGGCCCUUUCCCUGCAAUUUUACAAACGCCAAAGAAUUAUAAUGGAUACAGACAGUCUGAGCCCCAGACUAACUAUAACGAGCCCACUGAGCAUGAGCAGUAUUACCGCGAUGAGGAAAUUGACAAUUACAUGCGGGAAGAGCAGCGUAAGCAGCUGAUGGAUAAUAUGGAAGAUCCCAUGUGCUCACCGCAGCGGGAUACCAGUGGUUUUGUCUUAUAUUCACAACACCAAGGGAGGGAUGUCAUUGCUGAUUGCAGAGAGGGAACCAGCCAGAUGACAAUGGCUGUCAACCCACGUUCCAUGUCGCAGCACCUUGAUUACAUGGACAAUGAGCGUCCACCUCCCCCGCCGCCCAUCCGCUUCAAUUCCCAGUCGGACCGUAGCCCCGGGCACCAGCCUCCAGUUCACAGUGUCCAACCUUCUCAGGUGAUGAUGCAGAACCCGAUGGGCAUGCACCCUGCGUACCCCCCUCAGAUCCCAGUCCACCAGCGGUUGGAGAGCCUCUCCAGCUCCACAGGGGACAGCGGGUUCAAUUCCCCGCGAUCCUCCCUGGCCCAGAGCCACAACAACAACUCCUCCCCGAUUGAUCACAUGGCCUCCUACGACCCCCUCCACAAUCGGCACAGUGCCACAUCUGGCAUCCCUGUGCUCAUCAAGCCCAUCCCGCGUCAGACCCAGAACGACCUGGACAACCAGAACCUGGACAGUGGCAGUCGCAUGAUCAAGUCCACCUCCAAUCCGACGCAUCUCCACUCCACGUUCUCUGAGCAGCCCAACAGUGCGGAUUUGUCGGUAAAGAGGAAAUUCAAGAGUUCAGACACUGUUGACGCUAACUCAGACACAUCAGAGAAGACAGUAUAUAGCUCCAUAAGUCGACGGUCCAGACUUGAACGUCCCAAAAGCUUUGAAGUAAUUGGAACAGUAUGAAACUCAGUAGACCUCCAAGUUUUGACACCACACCCUUCUGUGAAGGUGUCCAAAAAGCUUCAAUUUCAUUUACAAUGGGAAAGUCUAUCAUUACAGGAAAAAGAUCUGGACGUGUGUCACAUAUUGAUAUUUAAGCACAUUGUAUAUUUACAACUGCAAGAGGAAACUGCCUUUUCCCCUGGCAAAAUUUGUAACUGACAUUUGCCAGUGGCAUCAGACAUCUAAGGUUAGCUUUUCGCUCUGAGUUUAAAUUCGUUAAAAACCAAAGAUCAUCUAGCUUUGUAUGUGUAUUGUGUUUUAAGUGAAUUUAAUCGGAACACAUGUAAAAUGUAAUCUUAAAUUAUUGCACAAAAUGUCAGACAUAGUCCAUACUAUUUUUGCGUUGGUUUGUCUUUCACUUUCAUAAAAGAUCGUAGAUCGUGAAAAUUGUUCUUUUGAUUUUUAUAACUUGUAGACAGGUGGUGGAAAUUGUUCCAUAGUUUAGCAAGAUCUACUGGGAGACAUUUACAGAAGUACAGUAUAUCUACUACUGAUGGCUCUUUGAAAAAUGGAAGGGGAUUUUGCAAUGUCAGUAUCUUUGUCAGCUCAUUGUUAUUUGAAGGAAAUUAUGACUUUGAGGAUGUGUGGAAUUUCUGUUUAUUCCCAAUCCCGAAUUGUUCGUGGGUUAUUUAUUUUCAUUGAAAUAUAUAUGUACAUAUACAUGUAAAUAUUGACAGCCAUUACAAGCUUUACAUGUGUGAAAAGUCAUGUUCGAAAUUGGGUCCUCUUUUCAAUAUUUUUGUUUUGGGUUUCUUUUCAGUAUUCCCUGUCAUUUUUGUUUUCUUUUGCAAAGUACUUGGGAUACUGCUGAAAACGGAUAGCAAUACAUAAUUGGACAAGCAUGCACUUUUGUAACGCACCCUUUUGAGUAGGGUGCUGUGCUACUCAAAUUUUUUGUACAGAAUGUCAGCUUGGAAGCACGAGUUAUUGAAGCUUUUGUAAACCGUUUAGUAUUGCAAGGCAUGGUGUCCUCAAAAGAAGCCUAUUUGUGAAGUGAUUGUGUGUAACAGUAAUGGAAGCCGUGAACACUCUUUGAAGUCCUUGUAAUUUACGUGUAUAGGUCACUUGUAGAGUAAAUAUCUUUGUAUAUGGUUUAGAGAUUGCACUGAGAAUUUGUCUUUGCUGUUAAUUGUAAAUAUUCACUGAAUUGUAAAUCUACUGCAAAAAUGUUUUAUGAUGCACUGGUGUACGUGGGCAAAUUCAUUGAAAUGGACAGACAUCCGUGCAAGUUUUAAGUUUACGUAGAUUAAUGCAGCGACCAGAAUUAGAGAUGGUUACUGCAGCAGCCUCACGCUCAUGUGCAGGUGAUAUGUGAAUGUUAAAUACGUCUCCAACCAGUUGGGUGUUGUGAUUUGCCCAAAUCAGCAUGCACCUGAAAUUGAAUAAUGCAUGUGUGAGUGUUGUGUGGUACCACUUUAGUAAUGGUGUCUCUUCACAUUAGUUCCCUUUAGUCCGUUCUUUUUAGAGCUACCAACUCCUGUGAUUAAAAAAAAAGAGAAAAAAGUGCCAGAUCUUAUUCAGGUUUUAAGUGGCUAUGGCUUUUGAAGUGGCUUCGUCUUAGGAUUUUUUUUUGUUAGUGUGCUAUGGAGAGAAGUCUUAGCCAUGGACAACAGUGCCUGUUGUUGCAAAGCGCCAGUUCUGAAAAACAGCCAUUCCGUUCACCUGGGAUAAAAGAGUCGGGCACCUCCUCCGUCGGGAGAGCAUACGUGUUGUAAAUAAUAUGGAUUUGGGAUGCAGGAUUUGAAAUGGAGGAAGGCCCAUGGACUGUUAUUACACGAGGGUUUUGACCUUACAUGAAUGUGGGAUUUCUUGCACGGAUCUCUGUUCCAUUACUGUGAUAUGCUGCCUUGGUAAUGUCUCUAUAAGUACUGAUUCACAAACCACUCCUGUUAAAUUAUUCUUUCCAGUAUUUGUAAAUUUCCUUCUUAUUUGUCCUUAAGUGGUACGGUUGCAUUGCAGGUGAUCGCACUUUCACAUUUUAUAAAUCAGUGUACCUAAAUGCAUGCUGGUGUUCCUGUGUUGCUUGCAGAAAUUAUUACCAUAUGACAAGGUUUGCUUGAAUGGUGGGCCAAAUUCUUACAAGUAGAAAGUGGCUGUGAUGCUGGAAGAGUCUGUUGCAUGACUUUCUCAAGUGUUGCUGCUAAGUUGACUUUAUCAAGUGUUCCUCAAGUGCCCACAUUUUGCUUUUUUUAUGCCUUAUCUUACGUUCCUUGCUUAGAUUCUCCAGACUUUUAUUAAACAAGCACUUCAACUCACAUAUAAUAAUCAAAUGGAAUUUUAAUGUUGAUGCUUGAUAUAAUGGUUCAUGUCUUUUUAAAAUUAGUUUUCACUUUUUGGUAACUUUGAGAUUGCUCAGAUUUGUGUAAUUCUAAGAUUCCGAAAUCUAUAGUGUGAAAAACAAACUUACACAGCUAUCAAAACACCAAAUAAUAAACAGACUUGUAAUUACCAAAUAUUAUAAGGAAAUAUGGCUGUCUUUAAAAGCAACAGGUCAAAUCUUGCCACCAACCAAGGGUGAUAUUUCUGCAAAUUUGUGCACAAGUCUAUAGAUUAAUAAUUUCAAAAAUAAUAAGACAGGAAAAUUUCAGAUUUAAUUUGAGCCAGCGAGAAAGAAAAAAACUGAAGUAGCAUGCUUCAGGGGCAAAAUUGGUUUCUCAUCAAAGACCAACUCUAUUCCUGGGAGGCAAUCUACUGCACACACUCUCAGCUUUUUUUGGUUAAGUGUUGGUGACGAUGCGAACCCCCUCAGGGUUCCAGGUGUUGCAAUACCGGAGGGAACGAUGGGAUACUGCUUCCAGGUUGGGAUUGAUAAUGGCAGUCAUCGAUGAUAAGAGAAUUGCUGCAGCUUGUGUGUGUGUGGGGGGGGAGCUUGUAGCAUAUGGGUCAGGGAGCAGUAUCCAGGACAUCCAACAAUUAGACAUCAAUAGAGCAGAUGAUGAGCUUUAGGUAAAUUCAAGAGCAAGUAUCUACUGCCUGUUAUGUGAAAGGGGAUGCAUCAUUAGUCAACAUAACACCAAUGGUUGGAUGACAUAAUACAUUGGCCUAGUUUAUUGUUAAUAAUGUAAACCAUUGGUGACUGAGCCUUGACCUCAAACCAAACAAACUGAAUGAUAAUACUAAUACCUUGCAUCAUCUCUCCACCAAACUUGAGUCUUUUGAUUGAAUGGAAGUGCAUUGAGCAGGUACCAGCAUACUAAUAUACUCAACCUAAUGAAAAAAAACUGUUGUUACUGGGUAGCUGAUAUAACACUUGGGAGGGGGGUAGAUUUAAGUGGAAUGACAUGUUCAUGAGCUGUUUGGUACUUCACAAAGGCAAGGCCAAAGUACCUGAUGUUACGCCGGCUUGUACAUGUUCAGUGCACCCGAGUCAGUGUACAGACAUGCUAAAACGGCCAACCUCAAGUACACAAAACAAUGCUCUUGAAUGAGCUGCAAAGUGAUUAAUUUUGAGCGUGUGUGCUGAAAUACCAAAGUGGCUCCAGGUUACUUCAAAUGAAACAGUGGGAUGAAGGCAGCAUGAUGAAUGUGGACAGGCUUCAUUAAUGUGGCGCUGUGUUACCACAAGUGUCUUGUGUUAGUCAAUAUCAGCAUGUGGACUUGUGUAACUGCAGUUAAGUGUCAAAUGUAAUGAAGAGCAAUUGAUGCUUAAGUUUUCUAUGCCGUAGCGAUAGAAAAUUCCUGUUUUUAAUAACAUUAAAUACUCGUAAAGUUAACAGUGGCUUUUAUUCUGUGUGUGGUUACCAUGGCAAUAUUGUGAACUUUCCCUGUUUAAAAUAGCAUUCUUACUCCAGAAUUAUCCAAUAAAACUAUUUCAUUGCCCUUCUGCCCACCAGUUGCCGGGGUCCCAGGCAGGAAAUACUGUUUAGCAAAGUUAUGUGAUAAGCAAAUGUGAUAGGCAAAGGCAGUACGGAUUGCUCAGCAGCUUUGGCUGGAAGCCUGCUUUGGCUGAACAAACAGUUUUUGUACUCUAAGCAAAUUUGAACGCUUUGUAGCUCCUUGAAAUUGGUGAAGAUAGAACCUGAACUAUAAUCAUGCCUGGAUUGCCCUCAAGGAACACUUUGCUUUUGGUGCAGUGAUGGCAGUCAGAAGAGAUUAAUUAGUGUGAUGUGUGCAGGUCGGUGAAUUCAUGUGAUUAAAACAUUUGAUCAAGAGGGGAUUGUGAUCAUCCCAAGAA
Acanthaster planci (crown-of-thorns starfish) is the source of this 8507-nucleotide messenger RNA. RefSeq lists its product as uncharacterized. The record is from RefSeq and is a predicted model, not a curated record. Gene Ontology annotation, biological process: regulation of transcription by RNA polymerase II. Gene Ontology annotation, cellular component: nucleus; cytoplasm. Lineage: Eukaryota; Metazoa; Echinodermata; Asteroidea; Valvatida; Acanthasteridae. Gene Ontology annotation, molecular function: RNA polymerase II transcription regulatory region sequence-specific DNA binding.